UGGUCAGUGUGGCCGUUGUACAUGGAGGAAUACAGCCAUGCUUUUUCUCCAGCUGCUUAUAUUGUAACAUGGGAUGUCGUCCAGCAGCCCCUGUUAGCCUGGAAGAGGUCAAUGAUUCUGAUCUGAAGGCCAAGCUGCAAAAUAUAUUGGAUGCAGAAACAUUGCCAGAGGCCCAGCAGGCUGUCAUGGAAGCCUCUGUGGCUCUGAGUUUGCUUGGCUGUUCAGAGUUUAUACGUAGCCUGGACCAGAAAACGGCCAUCGUUGAUGAAGCUGCACGGGCCUAUGUUGAGGGGCGGACCAAAGCUGCCAAGGAACA
Molecule: messenger RNA, 316 nt
Organism: Austrofundulus limnaeus
Lineage: Eukaryota; Metazoa; Chordata; Actinopteri; Cyprinodontiformes; Rivulidae
Product: G2/M phase-specific E3 ubiquitin-protein ligase
Molecular function (GO): ubiquitin-protein transferase activity
Source: RefSeq, a predicted model, not a curated record